Molecule: messenger RNA, 963 nt
Organism: Leptopilina boulardi
Lineage: Eukaryota; Metazoa; Arthropoda; Insecta; Hymenoptera; Figitidae
Exons: 2
Coding region: 379-858 (159 amino acids)
Source: RefSeq, a predicted model, not a curated record
UUAAGUCAGAGGUCUAGAUAACGAAAAAGAAAAACGUACAAGAAUUUAAAACUAUGUCAUAAAAAAUAUAAAAAUAAGUGUAAAUUUACAGAAAAUCUAAAAAUAAAAAUAAAAAGAAUAUCGAAAAAUUGUAAUAAUACAUUUUUUGGUUUAAUUGCAAUAUCAAGUUAUCAACUAUGUACAAAGAUUACAUCUUUUGAAAAAACAUUCAGUGCAAACGCUUAAACUAUUGCACAUUAGUUCUUGUAAAUUGCAUUAAAAAAAAAAUUCAACGAUUAUUAUUUAUGAAGAACUAAUUUCUUGUUCUUAGAAGUCGUUCAACUUUGAUCUAUAUUUAUAUAAGUCUUCAAACCACUUCUUAAAUCACUACAAUUAAGAAUGAAAUUUCAAAUUAAAAUUCUUGUUUGCAUUUCAAUAACAAGUAUAAGAAGUACUGAAAUAGGAAAAUUUAAUAAAAAAUGGAAUGUAGAGUUUGUUGAAAUUCCAGAAAAAUUUGCGAAAAUGUUUUUAAUAAUUGGAAAUUUAGAAGAGCCAAUUAAAGAUAACGAUAAUAUUAACUAUGAAUUAAUUCCACGAGAUGAAAAUAAAACAACUUUAAACAAUGAAAAGAGUAAAAAUAAAACUGAGACUAAUGUUGUAAGAAAAGUAAAUUUUCAAUUACAAAAAAGUAAACCAACUGAUAAUGAAAAUAAAUCGAUAAAUCACAUUAAUAUUAAUAUUAUAAAUGAUACAAGCAAUAUCAUCAAUAUUGUACAAAUCCUUACAAUGAAUAAAACGAUCAAGAAAAAUAUCCUUAAUCCACAUUUGGGCAAAGAAAAAUCAUAUUUUGUGUACAAAAAAACUUUAAAAGAAACUUGAAAAUUAUCUGGAUUUUGUUAUUUAAUAUAAAGAAUAGAAUUAUGGUAGUUCACAAUUAAGAUUUUGAACAAAAAAAAUAUAUAUAUAUUAUAAUAACGAAAUACA